GCGUUAAUCAUCCUCUUCCUCAUUAUGAUUCACCGGACAUAUGUCAGUAUGAGGAACUGAGCCGUGACUGAGGAUGUUAAAACCUGGUCGCUUUUGGAUGCAGCUUAAUGUAAAGUUUCCAGUUUAGAAAAAUUACGUUGACGGGCGGGUGUGAUUGUGUGUACGCCUGUUUGUUUUUGUUUUUUUUUUUCAAUACGGUCACACCCAGAGGAUAAUUAAGUCAGAUGGUCAGAGAGACAGCGAGGAGGAAGUUUGAAGAUGGACCAAGACAGUCCCAUUUCCAGGGUGGAGAGGACUUUCUGGACAGUUUGGUACUAUAUAACCGACGCUGUGAACAGAUUCCUCAGACCAGAGCCCACUAACACCGUCAGCAAUGACCCGAACUCCUUCCAGCAAUCUGCAGUUGAGAGCGAGCCUGGUGCCAGUGGUCGCCCAGAGGGUGACACUAGCGGUGGAGAUGUCGAUGAGGAACACAGUGUUGCGACAGCCUCGCUGCUUAGUUCAUCUCGGCCAGUUGUUGCCUGGGAACUUUGCACCACAGAAAUUGACUUAGGCCCUGAGAAAGAAAGCAUGCAGUACAAAAGCCAGCCGAGUGGAGGUAGUGAAAGCAAAGCAUCUGAGGAAGGUGAGGAAAUCAGGCAAGAACACCUCAGCCAAACAGGUAAUGAUGAUGCAGGGCUGCUCGUUGAUAAAGGUGCAAGAGAAAAAAAUGACAAAGAAGAGGAAAGUGGAGAUUGGAACUUGUACACACACAGACAAGGUGAAACACCGGAUAAUUAUGAAUGUGAAGAACAUUCAAAGAUGGGAUCACUAAAUCGUACAGGCGAUGAAGUGAUUGAAGACAUAGAGGGAAGGGGAAGAAAGGCUGAUGCUAAGGAGGAAACUCAGGGGGAAAUAACACCGGAUGAUGACCAAGAAACGGAUGAAACCACGAGAAACAUCCAAAUAAAGGAAGAAGCUGAUAAAAUGCACCAUGAAAAUGAGCAGGGUUUGGAGGCAGAAGACACUGAGACAACACAGCGCUCGUUGACAGAUUUUAGUUUAGAAGAUGAGCACAACGUGGACAUAGAAGAGGCGAGAGUCCAGAGGGACGAGGCAGACACAGCAGUGGUGCAUGAAGAAGUAGAAAACAGUGAUGGCAAGUUACAGCUGGUCGUGGAAACUGAAAACAAGUAUGAUGAGUGGGCAAAACAAGUUGAAAAUCCGUUCUUAGUCUGUGAAGAACUGUCAGAAAAUGACAGCAAUGUAAAGGGAGACGACCCAGGCCUUAUUUCACUGAAUGAUGAAUUGAAAAUGACCUUCAAAAAAUGUGGCAGUGUGUCAGAGGAUGUUGGACAAGAGUAUGUGAUGUCUCAUGAAAGCGAAAGUGAGAAAGCUGAGGCUGAAAGAGAGGAGGAUGAGAGGGAGCAAAGUGGAGAACAGAAUGUGAACGAGACUGCAGACAACCAGGCAUUAGAUGAAGAGCCAGAGCAGGAAGAAGACAUGAAAACAGUUACAGUAGGCGGUCAGGGCACUGAACAUGAUACACACACAACAGACAUUGUGCAGAAUGCUGAAGCUGAGCUGUACGCAACUGAAUUCACAGAUAAAGGAAAAGAGGAUGUGGCUGAGGACAAUGAAGUGCAAACCAAAACAAGACAGACAAGCGGUGUUGGUGGCACAGUGGUCAAUGAAAAUUCUCAAGUGACAACAACAGACAUUUCAGUAGAUGAGACAUUUUUUGAUAAAGAUCAAGUAGAAGAGGAGAGGCUCUCCUUUGAGGAGGAUCACUACAAAGAUGGUUACAUAGAAGCAGCAUGUACAACCACCUCAAUUACAGCAAAACCUGAAGGCGAGACUGGACAGGAAAUAAGCGGAGAGUUUAAAAAUAUUCCUCUGGUACCAUGCGAAGGCCAGGUUGUUGUGUCGCGGGAGCUAAAUUCUGCAACAUGUGAGGAAACACAAGAGGGAGUUCCUGAAUACAACAAUGAGCCUGGGCCAGAUGAAAAUACAACACAGAGGUUCCUGGAAGAAGGAAAUUUGAAGGAAAUCCAGGCCAACAAAUUACCAGAAGAGGUGGAGAGCAACGAGUUGGAGAGCCUUCAAAACGGUCGCACUGAAGGUGACUCUUUACUGGUGAGGGUGCGUAUGGAAGAGGAACAAGAAAGCACAGAAGAUAUUAAGGAGCCGACUGGAAUACUGCACCUUACAGAUCCCGGAUUGCUGCAGGAAACAGAGAAGUUGCUUGUUGAACCAGUAGUUGAAGAAUCAGGACACUUGUUUGAGGAAGAAGACGGAAAAUUAUUAGACAGCUCAAUGAAGACAAAGAUCGAACAGUCAGAAAAGGAAUUUGAGACACACGAUGGUGUGAUAGAAGAGACAACAAAAGAGCUUCAAGGUGGGACUGAAGAGCUGUUGAUUGAAUUUGAAAUGUGUGAAGGGUUAAGCGACUCCAAAGAUGUUGCUGGAGAUGGCUGUGAGACAACGGGAGCCGUGGCAGCUGAAGAAUCGCUGGUCGGAUUCGCUGAAGAAAAAUUUAAAAUCCUUGAGGCUGUGACUGAGCUGAAAUUACUUGAAGAUACUACUGUAGCAAUGCAAGAUGCAGAGAUCGAUGUUGAAGAAACUGGUUAUGAGAUUGAUGUGGAGGCAGUAGAAGAUGAAAUGCAGAACAAAAAAGAGAGGGAAGUUUUAAAUUUGGAGGUAGCGGCACUGGCAGCAAAAAACAACGAAAACAUUAUGUUUACAGAAUCUGAAUUAUCAAGACCAGAUGAGUCACUGGAGACAACCAAUCAGCUAUCAGUUAAAGCAUUUGAGGUAAGCAAUGAGAUGUUAAUAGACACUGAAGCAGCAGAUGAAUUAAUGACAACAGAGACCAAACCAAAAGAUUUGGCUUUGAUAACAGAGGAGAUAGAGGCAAAGCAUGUGACAGAAUCAGAGGGGAGUUGUGCUGAAGAACCAAAUAGCUCAGUCAGUGGAUGUCAAGACUUGAUUGAUGAAGAAAUCCUUGACUUGUGGAUACAGACGGCAUUGUCGAAGGACACGAAUGGCAUGGAACAAGAAGAAGAAGGGCCUGAACCUGGACAACAAAUGGACACCAAAACAGAGCCAUCGAGUGAGGAACAAGAUGAACUGCCAUUAGUGCAGUCAGAGAAGGAGAAAGAGCAACUUGUGGAGUCAAAUGCAGGAGAAUGUGGAUUAGUGAGUGACGUAGAAAUGUCUUCAUCAACAGCAGAGUCUGGAUUUUUGGACCAGUCUGUCAGUGAAUGGGACACAGACCACAGUGAAAUCCAGCUACUCAAAUCAAAUAGCAGUGGGUCAUUUCAGGACAUCCAUGACAUGUUGACUAGUACAACAGAAUCAACAGAUGUCUCUGAAUUGUCUACACAACAACCUUACUCUGAAUCUCAGGAUAUACUGAUGGAGGAAACAGUGGACAUGGGGCAAUCAAGUCUGACAGGAGAGGAAUCAGUCACUGAGACAGGAUUUUACCCUGAAUCAGGAGUGAUAUCAUCAGAGGCUGAACAUCUCAAUCAGGAAUUGGAAAAAUCACAAGAAAAAACAGACGAAGAACGAGCUGAAUCAGCAGAGACUGAAACUGGAUCACAGAAAGAGACUGAUGCUGAUGCAACAGACCCAAGGUGUACUGAAUGGAAAAACACUGAAGAGGCAGAUGUUGAGAGUCUGGCAAAAAUGAGACCUGUUUUCAAAGAUGAGAAAACUAAAGUUGAAGAUGUGCCUCUUGAGGUAACUGCGUCUGACUUUCCAGAUGAAAUCAAACAAGCUGAAUUAGGACAAGCUGGACGUGGCUCAGAGGCUUUGCUGCAUGAGGAAGUGAUGUUGCCAGAAUCACAAGACAACACCUUUGUCGAAUCUGAGAAAUCAUUGCAGUGGCCCUCACUGGACAAACCACAGCCCGAGUGGACAGAAGAUACUGAUGAAUCAUUACCUGAGCUAAACAGGGCUCAAGUGGCAGAACAGCCAGUGACAACUUUUGAAGAUCAGAGUGAGGUGGACUCAUCUGCACUGAACUUCACUGCACAAAGGUCAAGAAUUGCUGUUAAAAACCCUCGAGUGAGGCCACCCAAAGAUCCCCGCUCCCUGCUACAUAUGCCCUCACUGGAUCCCACACCCUCCUCACAUCUGCCAGUCAAGGUCCCUGCAGGUGUGCCUUUGGGUGGCAUGGGCAUUGGAAUAAAACUGCCUGGGCUUGGAGCAGGUUUUCCUGUUUUAAAAAAGACACAACAUGUGGUGAGAGAAGAAAAAAGCUCAGAACCGCUCUCACAGGAACCUGAACCAAAACCAGAGGAGGAGAGUGGCACACCCAAACAAGAUGAGGCACAAUACAAACCUAAAUGGAUGCCACCAAGACAUCCAGGGUUUGGAAAUCCGCUUAUGUCUGAGCUGAAGACCAAACUGAAGAAAACCCCAAAAGAGUGAUAAACAUGAAUUGUUAUGCAUUGUGUGAAUAUCUGAAUAUAAUGGCUUUGUUUUUUGGUGUAUUUAUCAAACUGAAUACAGUGAUGAGAUGUUGAGAUUAUGAGAUUGUGUCAGUUACUUUUUCCGUGUUUAAGGUUUGCAAUAAAGCUUAACUG
Toxotes jaculatrix (banded archerfish) is the source of this 4571-nucleotide messenger RNA. RefSeq lists its product as uncharacterized. The transcript is spliced from 6 exons. Lineage: Eukaryota; Metazoa; Chordata; Actinopteri; Toxotidae. The record is from RefSeq and is a predicted model, not a curated record. Bases 259 to 4416 code for a protein of 1385 amino acids.